Cylicocyclus nassatus is the source of this 644-nucleotide messenger RNA. NCBI's taxonomy places the organism in Eukaryota, Metazoa, Nematoda, Chromadorea, Rhabditida, Strongylidae. The record is from the annotation of a GenBank genome assembly.
AUGGAUAAGAUAGCUACCUGUUAUGAUGCUAAAUCACAUUUUGAACUUCCUGGUUUAGGACUGCUGAUUGCUGUUGGAGCAGAAGAAAAUACUCAUUACGAGAGAGAAUGCCCAUGCACACCUUCAAAGCUAUGGCUUGAUGUCGUGUUUGCAAUUGACAAUUCCCUUGGCAUGACCAUGGAGGGAAUGGUACAGGCUGAGGAACUCUUCGCUGAGGGUCGACCGGCAGGAGUGAGGGAGAAUGUCAAGCAGGCCAUCAUCAUCUACGCUAAUGUCUACAAGCUCUACUUUGGAGACGCUAAACAGCUAGCGGACCAGAUCAAGAUUAGUGGAAAAGACAUUAUCGUUGUCGCCUUCGACCAGGGAGGCAGACCAGUGCUCUUCUGGAACUUCGCAAGGAAGCAAUGGUUGCAGUAUUCUCUCGACUCUGUAAAAUAUGGAUCGUGCUUGAAAAUUGGUGGAAUUGAUUCGAACUGAAACCUUGCAAAGAAAUCGUGCAUUAGAGUCGGCCAUGAAUCGGGUCAUCUUGCCUCUGUUCUUGACCAUGCAAAGCAUAGCAUACCUUCAUUGCAUCAAUGUUCAGAAACGACUACAGGAUGGAACCACCUUACAAUUACCAUAUUGGUCUCUCUUACGACAAAACG